Messenger RNA from Ctenopharyngodon idella (grass carp), 8012 nucleotides. It is a transcript of the gene tacr3a, whose product is annotated as tachykinin receptor 3a. Gene Ontology annotation, molecular function: tachykinin receptor activity. The transcript has 5 exons. Gene Ontology annotation, biological process: G protein-coupled receptor signaling pathway; positive regulation of flagellated sperm motility. The coding region runs from base 324 to 1517 and encodes 397 amino acids. NCBI's taxonomy places the organism in Eukaryota, Metazoa, Chordata, Actinopteri, Cypriniformes, Xenocyprididae. Gene Ontology annotation, cellular component: sperm midpiece; plasma membrane. The record is from RefSeq and is a predicted model, not a curated record.
GUCCACUUGUCACAUUGUGCACGGCGCUGCAUCAGACUACAGAGUGUGUUGCGCUCGUGGAUGCGUUCAACAGGAGUCAAGAGACAAUCACGCGCUUUUAAGAACUUAGAAGCGAUUUACGUAUCGAUAGAGAAGACUAGAGCAUUUGUCAGUAGGUCCAUUUGGCAUCGAUUCCCACCAAAUCGACCAUUUAUAAGUGACAUGUUGCCGUUUUCCGCUUGAGCAAAGGAGUCUCUCGCGCGCAUUUGGAACAGUGUGCAUCGCGCGCGGUCUCCAGUCCACUUCAGAUAUUUUAUAUCAGAAGAUUUCUGGACAUCUUCGCCAUGGCACCGCCACAAAACGGAUCUAACCUAACGGGGAACUUUACAAACCAGUUCGUGCAGCCACCGUGGCGCGUCGCGCUCUGGUCUGUGGCGUACAGCUCCAUCCUAGCGAUCGCGGUGUUCGGGAAUCUGAUCGUCAUGUGGAUCAUUCUGGCUCACAAGCGGAUGCGAACCGUCACCAAUUACUUUCUGCUCAAUCUGGCGUUUUCAGACGCAUCGAUGGCCGCUUUCAACACUUUGAUUAAUUUUGUUUAUGCCACGCACGGUGAUUGGUAUUUUGGAGAAGCCUACUGCAAAUUUCACAACUUUUUCCCCGUCACCUCCGUGUUUGCGAGCAUUUACUCCAUGAGCGCAAUAGCAGUCGACAGGUACAUGGCCAUCAUCCAUCCCCUGAAACCACGACUCUCAGCCACAGCCACUAAGGUGAUCAUUGUGUGUAUUUGGGUGCUGGCUGUGGUUUUGGCCUUUCCACUGUGUUUCUUUUCAACCAUCAAAAAAUUACCCAAGCGUACCCUCUGCUACGUUGCCUGGCCGAGACCUUCAGAGGACCCUUUCAUGUAUCAUAUCAUCGUGGCAAUGCUGGUGUAUGUUCUGCCUCUGGUGGUCAUGGGCAUUAACUACACUAUUGUGGGGUUGACACUUUGGGGAGGAGAGAUUCCUGGUGACUCAUCAGACAACUAUCAGGGUCAACUGCGAGCCAAAAGAAAGGUGGUGAAAAUGAUGAUCAUCGUAGUGGUGACCUUUGCCAUCUGCUGGCUGCCGUACCAUGUAUAUUUCCUGGUUACAGGAUUGAACAAGCAACUGGUUAGAUGGAAGUUCAUUCAGCAGAUCUAUCUUUCAGUCAUGUGGCUUGCCAUGAGCUCCACCAUGUACAACCCCAUUAUUUACUGCUGCCUGAACAGCAGGUUUCGGGCCGGCUUUAAACGGGUUUUCCGCUGGUGCCCGUUUGUGAGGGUGUCUGACUACGACGAGCUUGAGCUGCGGGCCAUGCGGCAUAAAGUAGCGCGUCAGAGCAGCAUGUACACGCUCUCACGAAUGGAGACCACCGUUGUCGCUGUGUGUGACCCCUCAGAGCCAACCGCCCACCCAGGCCGGAAGAGCCUUCACAACCACCAGCACAACGGCUGCUCCAACCCGGCCAAGAGCAAAGAAGUAACGUAUAUGCAAAGCGACCCGAAGGAGGAAUUCUGUUGAGAUGGACUUUUGAUGUAAGAUUCACACUGAAGUAUCAAGCACAGCCAUUUUAACAAACCUCAUUCUGUAAAUUUGCAAGGGAUGUUAAGAAGUAAAAAGCAGACUGUUUCAGUUUCAUUUUCGUCAUAUCAUUAAUUAAAUAUGCUAGUAUAACAGCAUCCUCGUACAGUAAUUUUUCAAGAAAUGUGUUUUAUGGAACAUGUUUGGUGUGCUUUGCCUUGAAAACUUGAGUCACCCCACAGCACUCGUCAUCACAAAGACCAAUAUUGUCCAACAUCUGAGGAGCACUUUGUCCGUCCCAGAAAUUGUAGAUAGAGGUUGCCCUUUGAUGCCAAUCAGGUACUGUUCUCUUUCAUCAUGUGGUUAGCAAGGUUAGCAUGCUACAUGAAUGCCAAAGGUCUGAUUUCUCCCUGGAGCUGAACACUCAAUUCUUGUUAAAAUAUCUCAUGUUUGAAAUGGUUCAGACUGAUGCUACAUCCUGGGCAGCUAUGUGAGUAGGUUGCUUUUCCAGCACACGAGCUACUUGGCUGAAUUGGUUAGCUUCAUAUUCUCUCUCAAUUAAUCUAAAACAUUUAAUUUAUCUGAUGAGAUGGUAAAACCAGUUUUGCAUCAGUUGUAGAAUAGCAAUUUGGAAUUGUUUGGAAUUAUUACUACUGCACUGUGUAUGAAGAUUUUCAUUUUGCAUGGAAUAACUAGAUAAACUGCUCAAGUGCACUGUGUGGGAUAAUUUAUCCUAAAAUGCAAUGCGCAUGACUUUAUGACCUUUCAUUUCAAAGAACCAGCGGUGUUCUUUGUUGUUACAUUGUUUCAUUGGUCUGCUGAUCAAAUUUUUAUGUUUCUUUGAUAACUGGUAGCUACUUGCUGAAUUAAACAUGCACAGAGCAAGGUAGCGUGCUGCUCUUUGAAAAUGUGUGCAUAAUGUGUACUGUUGUACAUCCUAUUUUUAAAAUAUAUAUGCAGCAUACAGUGCUACAGGAGAUUUGGUCAACCAAUGCUGUAUUUAUUUGAUCAAAAAUACACUAAACAAUAAUAGGUUACACUUUAAUUUAAGGUGUCAGUAUUACAGUGUAAUUAUACAUUUAAGUACUGAGUAAUAAUAAUUAACUACAUGUACUUACUGUAGGGUUAGGAUGAGGGUUUGGUUUAGGGUUAAUUGCAUGUAAUUAUGCAUAAUUUAUAGUUAUUACUACAGUAACUAAAUGUAACGUGUAACAAUGACACUGUAAAAUAAAGUGUUACCCAGUAAUAUUUGAAAUAUUGUUACAAUUGAAAAUAACUGAUAUCAUUUUUUUAUUUUAAUAUAUUUUAAAACUUAAUUUAUUUUUGUGAUGGCAAAACAGACAUUACUCUAGUCUUCAGUGUCACAUGAUCCUUCAGAAAUCAUUCUAAAGGCCAAUUCACACUCCACCGACAGACGGCAACAGAGCUUGUUUUCGCCGUUUGAACAUACUGAAUCGGCUCUUGCCGGGUUGUGGAAUGUCUGAGAAAUUACAUAUUAUAAUUUGGUGAUUGUCUGUGCUGGUCAUUGUCUGCCGGUGCGAAUUGGCGGUGCGGUGUCGGUGUGAAUUGGCGUUAAUAUGCUGAUUUGGUGCUUAAGAAACUAUUAAUUUGUUUUUAAAAAAUCUUACUGACUCAACAGUUUUGAAAGGUAGUGUUCAUAAUAUACUGUAAUUUUACGAUAUAAAACAGUAUGCUGGCUAGAACUUAAUUGAAAUGCUUAAGCAAAGUGAAUUCAUUCAAAAUUCACUGAUACUAUCUAAAAAAAAAAAAAAGAAAAGCUAAUUGUAUAUUGUCCAUUGACAUGGCUGUAAACCAUCUGAUAAUCGGCUAAGCAGAUAUAGUUAAUCAGCUGAUGAAUCUCAAAAUGUCCAAAUAUUGGUCCAUAAUCGACCUGGCUAACUACGAAAUAUGCUAGUUUGUUCCAUUAGCACAUUAUGGUGACUGGGAGGGGACAUGUUCGGUUCACUUAUUCAUUUGUGGGAACAUCAUAUUAACUCGUAGGAACAUGAUAAUAUGUCGUGGCCACAAGAUCAUUUUGUCGAGGUAAAGACAUCCUUAUGUUCUGGCCUCGAGAAUGACAUAUUCUUUUCGUGGUCAUGACUUAUGUUGAGGAAACAUCUAUUUCUUGGGACCACAAGUUUAAUGCUGUAGUGUAGUGUCAACAUGGCAGGGUGUAAGAUGACUCAGAUUUUCUUGUAAUGUUUUACAAGAAAACAUUACAAGAAAAUCUGCAAAGAAAAAUAGGUAGUGUUUUGGUUUACCUGUGUCAGGUAAGCUGAGACUGAAAAUGGUGUGAUUUAUCUGGUCUGUUAGAUUUCAUUGGCAUUGCAUCAUUACUUGGAAUUGAAGUUUUGGGAGCAGUGCUGCAUGGUGUAACUACUUGCUUAUCUGCCAGAUCAGUGAAGUGUCUGUUUUUGCACAGACUCUAACUGAAUGCUAUAGUAAUGAUUAUAGUACAUGACUUAUUAUCACACCUUAUUAUCACACAGUACCCAAAACAGACCAACACCUCAAGAGUCAUUCAUCUAUAAAACUCUUUUCUAAUAAUUUAUCUCCCAAUCUUUGAGUUAUUUUGUCUAUUCUACCCCCUACUUCUUAUUUUUCAGUUUUAGGCAUUUUCUUUGAAACUCUGCCAGCAAAGCUGGUGUUUCCUGUGUACCCUUCAGUGAAGCUUCCAGCUGAGCACCAUGAGGGGUCGGUUUCUCAAACUAGAGACUGUGAUGUAUUUGUCCUGCAUUGGGGCCGUCCACUUUCUGUCCUGGUUAGAUUUAGUUUGCUUUCUUCUUUAAAGACAGUAGACAUGGAACAGCCUUUAUCUCUCAAAAUAACGAACUGAUUAGUUUCUAAAAAAAUAUGUUUGGCCAUUUCUAAAACAAAACAUGACCAAUUCUUCAGCAACUUUAAAAAAGACAAUGUAUUACAUUUUCAACACUUCACUAAGUAGCACAAACAUUUGCAACUGUGUUAAUAAUAAGAAAGGUUUCUUGAGCAAUAAGAAUGCUUUCUUAAAAAUGUAACACAAAAACGGAGUAGUGGCUUUGCAUGUAUCUCAAGUAAAAUUUUAAAUUAUUGUUUCAAAUUAUUUCAAACAGUUAUAAUAAUUUUAAUAGUCAUAAUAAAUUAUUGUUGUUGUCAGUUGCAUUGUGUUGUUGCACCAUUUUUUGUAGUCUUGUAAAAUAACAAAGUUAAUAAAUAAAUAAAAAACAAGAACCAGGUUAAUGAUAAAAGGUUUUGCUUAAAAUGGAGGAAAGCAUUUUCAUAGCUGUGUGGAAAUGCCAGAGUCUUUACUUGCCCAACCUCGGAGUGAUGUAAGUGCCCUAUUUAAAUUUCUGUCUUAUCUUGUCCUUAGGUCGUUUUCCAAGGUUUUUCAUGAUAUGCUCCAAGUCUAUGCUCUUGCUUUAUGUCUUUAUUUUAUGGGAAUCUAGGACUCGUAUGGUUAAACGGGUUAAAGGGAUAGUUCAUCCAAAAAUUAAAAUUGUCAUCAUUUACUCACCCUCGUGGCGCUCCAAAUCUGUAUGAAUUACUUUCUUCUACGGAACACAAAAGAGGACAUUUUGAAGAAUGUUGGUUUUUGUUUACCAUUGACUUCCAUUGUAUGGACAAAUAAAAAGAAACAUUUCUCAAAAUAUCUUCUUUUAUGUUCCAGUUUGGAACAACAUGAAGGUGGGUAAAUGGUGACAGAAUUUUCAUUUUCAGGUGAACUAAGUGUUCCCCCCAAACCCCAUAGGAUUGUUGUUUAUUAUUAUAGAUUUGCAUAGAUCAUACUCCCAGUGGAUGGUUCUUCAGCAGAGGAUAUAUGUUCCUCAAGGAAGAGAGUAUUCCUCAAUUUACUUAAUUUAGAAGCAAUUGUGCAGUAAUCCACCGCUAAUAAACACGAGACAAGAUCUAUAUAGCUGGUCUAGCCUCAGGAAUUGAUCGGUUAAACCCAAGGAGUGCUGGCCACAAACUUGAACUCUUUAGUUGUUCCUUGGAAAACAUGUUUGCAGGCCUUGGUAUGCUCACCCUCACUGCACCAUGAAUUGCAAGUUUAAUGGAUUUUUUCCAGGUGAGGAAAGCCAGCUGUGGCUCUUCAGAUAAACAUGACCUCUUAUAACUGUUUAUAUGCAUGUGUGCGCUCUCAGACACACAUGCGUUAAUACAUGCAUACUGCAUAUAUAUUUAUAGUGAUUUUUUAAAAAAUAGCUGUCUUUAAAAUAUGUUUGUGUUUUUAUUGUGCAUUUUUGUGACAGUUGUGGUAAAACUGUGUUAGAUUAAUGUGGCCGUAAUGAAUGUAUGCCAUUAUGAAAACUAAUAAAAUAAUUUUUUAUUUACAGGAAAAAGUAGGCCUAUGUAAAUCCCUGUAAAUAUCCCGAAUAUCUCCCCAGAACACCUAAGAUUAAGAAUUGAUUAGAAAUUGUAUAAAAGUAUCAUUAAAAGCCUAGAUGAGCCUAUACACUACUGUUCAAAAGUUGAGGCUUGGUUAAGAUUUUUUUGGUAACACUUUACAAUAAGGUUACAUUAGUUAACUACUUUAGUUAACAUAAACUAAGAAUGAACAAUGCUUCUACAGCAUUUAUUAAUCUUAGUUAAUGUUAAUUUCAACAUUUACUAAUACAUUAAUAAAAUCAAAUUGUAUUUGUUAUCAUUAGCAUUAACGCACUGUGAACUAAUGUGAAUAAACAAUAAACUGUAUUAUAAUGUUACAAAAUAUUUCUAUGUCAAAUAAAUGCUGUCCUUUCUAUUUUUUCCUCUUUCAUCAAAGAACUUUCUAUUCAUAAAAGAAAAAAUCUUCACAGUUGUGCUUGCUUAAUAUAUUUGUGGAAACUGUUUUCAACAUUGAUGAUAAUAAUAAAUGUUUCUUGAGCAGCAAAUCAGCAUAUUAGAAUGAUUUCUGAAGGAUCAUGUGACACUGAAGACUGAAGCAAUGAUGCUGAAAAUUUAGCUUCGCCAUCAUAGGAAUAAAUUACAUUUUAAAAUAUAAGACCUUUUAAAAACAGUUAUUUUAAAUUCUAUUAAUUUUGUACAACAUUACUGUUUUUACUGUAUUUUUACUUAAAUAAAUGCAGCCUUGGUAAACCCCAAACUUUUGAAUAGUAGUGUAUGUUUCACUGUAUAUAUAAUAAUUUAAAGAACCAUCAAUUUAAUGAUUAAUUAAGAUUUUACAUUUAUGGACAUUUAACUUGUGUAAUAUAGGUUAAUGAAUCUCACAUAGACUAAGAGACAAUAUCAAAGAACACCAAACUUGUCUAUUGAUGUUCUUUGAACAUAGCAUGUCUGGCAUUUUGUGGCCUGGUUUCUUGUCUCAUAUCAGCUCUUUCAAACACUUGCACAUGUCCUUUAAAUGACUUUCCUUGACUGUUUCUGAUCUUCUCUUCUUGCCUUUGUUUCAGUGUUAUUUUUGUUGAUGUUCAGUAUAUUGCAUAUCAGUAUAACCUUUAAUUUGUGCAUAGCUGCAAUGCUGAUUUAGACAAGCCUUUAACUGAUGUUCUUGUAAAUACAACAAUUCGCCUGCCUAGUGAAUGUGCUGAGACCAUUUGAAAGUAUUAACCAUGAAUGUAGAAAACAUCAUGGACAUAUUUUGACAGUGUCGUAAAUUCCUAGUAUCAAUAACACUGAUUGAAUGAUCACGCCAUUAUCAGCUCCCAGCGAUCUGAGUGAACAAUGGUGAAUGUGUCAAAAGCAUCGGAGCAUGUCCUUCUUGCCUUAUCAGGGUGUUUCUAAAAUUCAUGUAUGUUUUUAUGUUAAAAAUACUCCAUAUGUCUUUAAUGAAAUGCAUUCAGCAACUGUAUAGUUUGUCAUGUCUUUUGUUUAUUACAGCGUAUAGGUUAAAGACAUUUACAAAUAUGCCUAAUUGUGCUGUACAUUAAUGAUCCGUUUGAGGUCUGACAAGACAUUGCGGCUUUACGUGAGCCGUUCCUAUAAUAAUAAUUUAACACAAUGAUAUUUUACUUUACUAUGUGUUGUGUAAAUAUAACAUUCUGUACUUGUGGAAAAUGUUUGUGCAGGUUCUUACAUGUAUUAACUAAAAUGGUAUUAUAUUUAACUAGAUUUUCAUUUAAAUAAAAAAAUGAUUGUAAUUAUAUGCUCAUAUAUUGGUAUGCUUUAUUGAUAGCUUGUAACAAAUUAGCCUUUUAACUGAAUGUUUCAGCUACUGUUUUCUUGUAUAAACAAGCAUCCAUUGGCAUUUUCCAAGAUUAAAUGAUUAUACUGUUUACAAGCAUUCAUAUUUUUAGGGAAGGAUUAAAAAAAAUGUGGGAUAAAGCUGUCUGUUAUGUUGGAUAUGCUUUUACAAUAGCUUUUUCGAUAAUGAUGUUGUCUGAUCUUGAUGAUAGAAUGGUUAUUAAUUAUAGUGUUUACUGUGAUUCUUAACUUUUUUUUAGUUUAAUGUUUUUGGUUGAAAGCCCUGUACUGCCAGUUAUAUUUUUUGUUAGAUAUGAUGACUCUAGUACAAGUAUUGUAAUUGCCAAACUGUGAUUCAUGGAAAUAAAUGUGUUCAGAUGCUUUUAAAAUGACAAA